AUGUCUACCACUGUGACUUUUACUCAGACGCAGGUCAACCAAAACAACCACGGCUCCGGUCGGAUGCGUAUGGAUGGGACCGAUCAAAAAUUCGGUGAUUUCCGUGACGACCUAACUCGGGAUGGCUUUGCUGUUGUCAAAGGAGCCAUUGCCCGGGAGAAAGCUCUGACAUAUGCCGACGCGAUGUACUCCUGGCUAGAAGAUUUUCAGUUGGGUUUCGAUCGCAAUGACCCUGCCACGGUACACAAAGACAAACUUCCCAUGAUCAAUGAGAAAGGAAUGUGUCUCCACUAUGGUCUCUCCCAUGAGAGCUUUGUAUGGGAUGUUCGCAGCGAGCCAGGUGUGGUUGACGCAUUUGAGAAGAUCUAUGAUGAUGAAGACUUGAUUGUGUCUUUCGACGCGAUCAACUUCCAGUUUCCUAAUCGGACAGAUAUCGCUUCCAACAAGCCCUGGCCACACCAGGAUCAGGAUCCCAUGAAGCAUGGAUUCCGCUGCAUGCAAGGACUUGUCAACCUAUUGCCCAACGGACCGGAUGAUGGUGGCUUGAUCGUUUGUCGAGGCGGACAUCUCCUAUCCGAGCGAUUCCAUCAUGACAUGGCCGACGAAGCGCGUAUUACAGCUUGGACACCGGAGUGGUACGGCUUCACCGAGCGAGGCAUGAAGUGGCUGGAGGACCAUGGCUGCAAGUGGGAGAAAGUGUGUGCUGAGCCAGGCGAUCUGCUUCUGUGGGAUUCGCGCACUCCGCACUAUAACUUGAGUCCCAAGGAUCACCAGCCUCGAUUCGCUAUCUAUACUUGCUUCAUGCCCGUUGCCGACGCCACGCAGGGCGAUUUACUGCGAAAGAAGGAAGCCUUUGAACGUCGCGUUGGAACGACCCACUGGCCGAAUGCGAAACACACCGGGUCCAAUGUUGCUCAAAGAGAUGGAGUGGAUGAUCCUCAUAAUCGGGAUAGACCGGUGAAUGACCCUGUGCUAAGUGAGCGGGCGUACAAAUUGACUGGGAUCCCUUAUAUCAUGGAGCAGGCAUAA
Penicillium pulvis is the source of this 1029-nucleotide messenger RNA. RefSeq lists its product as uncharacterized. The coding region runs from base 1 to 1029 and encodes 342 amino acids. The record is from RefSeq and is a predicted model, not a curated record. Lineage: Eukaryota; Fungi; Ascomycota; Eurotiomycetes; Eurotiales; Aspergillaceae. The transcript has 4 exons.